Molecule: messenger RNA, 2797 nt
Organism: Teleopsis dalmanni
Lineage: Eukaryota; Metazoa; Arthropoda; Insecta; Diptera; Diopsidae
Product: ATP-binding cassette sub-family G member 4
Exons: 9
Coding region: 24-2621 (865 amino acids)
Cellular component (GO): plasma membrane
Molecular function (GO): ATP binding; ABC-type transporter activity; ATP hydrolysis activity
Source: RefSeq, a predicted model, not a curated record
UAAUAGUUAUAAAAAAAAAAGUAAUGUCGCAUACAAAUACAAUUUAUUAUUCAUUCCCAAAUGUGGAUAAAGAAAUUGGAAGUGCAAUAACGACAUCAUCUAGUGUAUUAAGUGAAUCAAGUGAUGAUGUCAUAAAAAUGGAUAUUCCAAGAGAUGAUAUUGAAAUUGCGGCAGGAACCAGCAAUAUUCAAUUAACGCCAUUGUCAUCAGCAGCAAUAAUAUUCCCAUCAACAUCAACGUCAGUAUCACCAUUACCAACAAAUGCGAUAGCAUCAACAGCAGCAACAGCAACAAUUGCAACUGCAACUGCAACAUCACAAAAGAAAUAUUCAACAAAAAAGCCAAUAAAUUUAAAUUUAAAAAUUUCAAAUAAAUCUUCUGCUACUGCAUCAACAACAAAUGCAUCAUCAGCAACAGUGGAGAGCUAUGCAGAAACAGAUAAUGCUUCACUCUCCAAUACCAGCUCAGGCAGCAACAAUAAAACAUUAAAUAAUAGUAAUAAUAAAAUAUUAAAUAAUAGGAAUAAUAAAACAGCAACAACCCCACCUUCAACAUCGAUAACGAUGUUUCCACACGAACAAAAUAAGACGAUCAAAAAAAUUGACAUCGGUUUCGCCGAUAUUAAGUAUUCCGUAAAAGCUGGUUUCUUUAGGAGAGAAAACAAAGAUAUUCUUAAUGGUCUCACAGGAGAAUUUCGAAACGGCGAAUUAAGUGCUAUUGUGGGUCCUUCUGGUGCAGGCAAAAGCACUUUACUGAAUAUUCUCUCUGCAUACACACCGUAUGGUUACAGUGGUGAUAUUACUGUUAAUGGAAAUUUCCGUGAUAUUAAAGCCUUCAAACCAAAUAUUGCCUUUAUAACACAAGACACUAGUUUACAACCUUUUCUUACCGUGAAGGAAGCGAUGCAUUUUGCAGCGAAUUUGAAAGUUGGCGCUCAAAUGAACAAAAGUGCGAAAAGAGAAAGAGUACGCAAAAUUCUAGAAGCAAUCGGCAUGUAUGAAAAUCGUCACACUAGAACUGGUAACUUAUCUGGUGGACAAAAGAAACGUUUAGCCAUUGCAUUAGAACUAGUGAACAACCCACCUGUACUAAUAUUGGAUGAACCUACAAGUGGUUUAGAUAGUUCAACAUCAAAUCAAUGCAUUUCCUUAUUGAAAAAAUUAGCAAUGGAGGGACGUACUGUUAUCUGUACAAUACAUCAACCGAGUGCAUUAACUUUUGAGAUGUUUGAUCAUUUAUAUGCUAUAGCAGAAGGUCGAUGUAUAUAUUCUGGUGGAACAGAGAAUUUGGUGCCGUUUUUAGCCGAAUGUGGUUUACAAUGUCCAGAAUCAUAUAAUCCUGCUGAUUAUUUGAUGGAAAUAGCGACUGAUGAUUAUGGCAAACAAAAUGACAAACUAGUUGAAAAAAUUGAAAAUGGACAAAAUGAUUAUUAUAGACAAAAUAAAAUGGCUAAGAAAUCACAAAUGGAGGCUAUCAAAAAAAUUGAUAAAAUGAUGGCAUCUGCUUCGAUGACACCAGUAACAGCUCCUGUUUUGUCACCCGACUUAACACGUACUCCAAAUCAUAAUUAUUGUAAAGAUCCAUCGAUACGAGUCAAACAAUUGACGCCUAUUAAUGAAAUGUCAUCCCGAAUUUGGGACAGUCGAAAUCAAUUAGGCGAAAAUGGUCAAAUUACCAAAGAACAACCACAACCUCAACAAUCGGAUAGCAAUGGUUAUAAACCGAAGAAACCAAAAUUGCAAAUUGAUCCCGGAAAGUUAUGUAAACGCGAAAAUAUAUAUGCUACACCAUUUUAUCGCCAACUAAGCAUACUUUUGGUCCGCACAUUUCUAAUAUUAUGGCGUGAUCAAUCGUUGACUACAAUGCGUUUCAUCAUACAUUUCGUCACGGCAUUGCUAAUCGGAUUUCUCUACUAUGGCAUUGGAAAUGAUGCUGGAAACGCUUUAAACAAUUUUCGUUAUGCUUUCUACACAAUCAUGUUUAUCAUGUUUUGCGCUUUCUCGUCGAUACUAGUCAAAUUUCCAUUAGAGUUUCCGAUUGUGUCACGUGAGCAUUUUAAUCGUUGGUAUUCGCUGCGUGCCUAUUACGUGGCUAUAACAUUAGCUGAUAUACCCAUACAAAUGAUAUGUACUGGUCUUUUUAUUGGAACCACUUAUUUUUUAACUGAUCAACCAUUCGAAUUUUUACGUUUGGGCUUAUUUAGUUUAAUAGUGUUUCUAACAGCAUUAGUGGGUCAAAGUAUUGGCUUAACAGUUGGCGCAUCAUUAAGUGUACAGCUUGGUGCUAUACUGGGACCAUUUUUCAUAUGUCCAUUCUUAGCAUUUUCUGGUUUCUUUCUACAGCAUAAAGACUCACCAAUUUACCUACAAUGGGUGUUCAACGUUUCAUUUCUUAAAUAUAGUCUUGAUGGUGCAAUGCUAGCACUGUUCGGCUAUGAUCGACCGAAAUUAGAUUGCUCAAGCAUGUAUUGUCAUUAUACACGCCCCAAAAUCUUUCUAAAGGACAUGGAUUUGGCCAAUGCCAAUUAUGAAGUUGCAGUUAUAUUUUUAUUAUCGCUUUUUAUAGGUUUAAGAAUUCUUGCAUUCUAUAUUAUGUCUUUUCGUUUGAGAUUAUUCAGAUAAAUAUUAUAUAUAACUAUAAUUAUAAUUAAUUAUAUAUGAAAAAGAAUGCUAAAGCUUAAGUGGCGAGUGUGUGUCUGUUUGAAUGGUUAGUAAUCUUUUGAUUACUAUUCGUAUGUUUGCACAAUAAGCACAUAAUAACUAUUUUUUGAUCUUGGUACACGCAUGAGAGCACACAA